Messenger RNA from Cercospora beticola, 1831 nucleotides. The record is from RefSeq and is a predicted model, not a curated record. NCBI's taxonomy places the organism in Eukaryota, Fungi, Ascomycota, Dothideomycetes, Mycosphaerellales, Mycosphaerellaceae.
CUUCACCCUCGAUCUGGUGCGCAUCAGAGCUGCAUUUGCACACCCUCUCGCGGCUACACCUGACUCCUGUGGGCCGCCACAGCCAUCAUGGCCUCCAAGCGCGACGACAUCGACCAUCUCGUCACGCGCAGCGGACGUUACAGGCGGCGCUCCCAGACUCACGUCCACCCAGCACCAGAUACCGGGCCCGUCAUCCAGUCAGACUCAUCAGAGCUGCUGACCGUUGUGGCUCAAGUCUUUGAGACUUAUUAGCUAGUCGAAGACAUACUAUGCCAUCUCGGCCGGAAGGAUGUUGGUGCGUGCCUGCUUGUCACUCGGUACAUCAAGAGUGUCGACGAACGCUCGUAUCGAGUCUGCAGCCACCUUUGUGGCCCAUUUCCUGCUCGACAUACGACACUUUGGAAGACGGGGCCCACAGAACCAGUGACAUGUCUACCCGGUCCAAUAUUGAUUCGAAGUGCAGCAGCUUCGGGAAUGUAUCAACGACCGCGUCAACCGGACACUGUUAUUACAGUUGCGCUGAACGAAGCAAUUCGUGAUCUCCGCCAGAUCCCAGGAUUUCAGCGCGAGUCUGUCACGAGGUCUCUCCCACAGGCCAACGCGACGAACGACGAAGCCCUUGCCCUGGCUAUGCAUCAACUAAUACAAUAUCCGGAGAUGUAUUUCGUCGCCAUCUUGAAGAAGGCUGUGCCUGGGAUACUGGACAUGGCGUUCACAACUCCACCUGUCUCACACCUCGAGAUAAAUAUUCACGAUACGAACACAGGAGCAGGACGUGGUUGCACUGUGCGCUGCACCGCAGGUGUUCGCGUUCGGCACGUUGUGGCAGUUGUCUCUAAGAAUUGGGGCGAUAGUUGGGUCAAGGAGCUGUGGACCUCGGGGGUUGAGUACACGGUGGGGGAUAUGAAGACUUUCGUCGUGAGCAAAGAAAUGAUGGAUCUUGCCGCAAGGAAGGGCACUGUUCGCCAUCCUGGCCGCCGUUUGAGACAAAGGAACUACGAAGAUACAGACGGAGAGAAGGUGCAGAUACCUGAGAGCGAUCGGGAUUCGGAAGAUUCGGACAUGUGAGAUCUGUGGUGUCAUGUCACAGUAUUGUGCACGCAUUGGCAGACACAAUAGACUCUGCUUCGAUGUUCGUACGACAGCUGGAGGCCAUCCAGCUUCAGCUUUCUCGGCCGAAGGCCACGUCAAAAAGCUUGAACAUUCUACAUCCUACUCUUGGUCUGGAGGUCACACAUACGCAACUCGCAGCAAGCUCUGAGGCUUGGCCCCUAUUGCGUUCUACCGUAGGAGCAUACGCACUGCAUGACUCGAGCUCAGCUCCCCUCUACCUGUCCAGACCUAGAUCGUCUUCAUGCAUGCAAUCUGCACACAGCCACCACACCAUUUUACUGUCCCUCUUGUUCCAGGCGAGGCGAGGCGAACAAAGCGUUCGUGUUCAAAAAUUGAGGAUUCAUGCACACUUGUGAAGUGGAGUCCCCUCAAGCAAUGUAGGGCUUUUGACUUGGCGAUUCGUAUUCUCCACAUACGUAUUUUCGGAGCCGGAGUGUAGCCUACGGAGACUUGUUCCAUGAAGACGGAAAGCUUUUCGGCACGGUUCGGUGCGGGUGGCAGUUGGAAAAAGAAUGGGAAGUACGACAGUGGAAAUAAUCGACGAUUCUCGUCUAUCGAGCAGUGUCGACCGAACAAGAUCGGGUACGUCGGAUACUUCGGUCAGUCUUCAUAUUCGUCAUUCUGCUUCACCUGCUUUCUAGGGCUGUGGCAGAUAAGUUUCUUGAUCGUUGAUGGAUGGUCUGGUAUGCCUCUAUCGCAGGAUCAAAGGUGCCAAUCA